Messenger RNA from Closterium sp. Yama58-4, 285 nucleotides. NCBI's taxonomy places the organism in Eukaryota, Viridiplantae, Streptophyta, Zygnematophyceae, Desmidiales, Closteriaceae. The record is from the annotation of a GenBank genome assembly.
AUGUCUUACUCCGGCGAAAGCAGCCCCAGCCCGUAUGACUAUCCUCUCCCAGGUGGUCCGGCACCACGUGGAGAUGUCGUCGUGACUGGCCUUACCGGCGGAUACGGCAGCGAGAAGAAGGGCAAGGGACACCACUACGGCGGCAAGGGCCACGGUCACUAUGGCCAUCACGGACACCACGGACAUCACGGCGGACACGGCAAGCACAAGGGUGGCCAUUACGGUCACCAUGGUGGCAAGCACAAGGGUGGCCAUUACGGACACUAUGGCCGCAAGCACAAGUAG